This is a messenger RNA of Lolium rigidum, 818 nucleotides long. RefSeq names its product CRIB domain-containing protein RIC4-like. Bases 59 to 595 code for a protein of 178 amino acids. The transcript is spliced from 2 exons. The record is from RefSeq and is a predicted model, not a curated record. NCBI's taxonomy places the organism in Eukaryota, Viridiplantae, Streptophyta, Magnoliopsida, Poales, Poaceae.
UCACUUUCUCGCUGUACCGUCCGUCCGUAGUGUCGGUUUCCGUCUCCGGCUAGCUCCGAUGAAGGACCGCCGCGGCGCCGGCUUCCCCUUCUCCAUCGGCUGCAUGUCGCAGUCCGCGGUGGCCGUCGCCGACCCGCUGGAGAAGAAGCAGCAGCCGCCGCAGGCCGACCCUCCCUCCUCCUCCCCCACCACCACCACGCAAGGUAGUCGGCGGUCUGUCUCCGAGAAUGGUGCCGGAGAAGCCGACGGCGGCAUCAGCGAGGAGAAGGAAAAAGCCGCGGCGGCGGCAUCGGGGAUCGUCACGGCCGGGGUGCAGCGGCUAGUCAAGGGGAUCAAGAGCCUGUCGCAGAUGUUCGCGGCGUACGACGGCGAGGAGGGGGAGGAAGAAGAGGAGGAGAGGGAGAUCGUGAUCGGCUACCCCACCGACGUGCAGCACAUCGGGCACAUAGGGUGGGACGGGCUGAACAAGGUCGGGGGCAUGGGCAUGGGCAUGGACAUGGUCAGCGCCUUCUCCUUGCCCUCCUCCCUCUCCCUCCACCACGUCGACAUCGCCAUGGACGCCGGCGCCGGCACCGCCACCACAUGCACCAACUGAACCCUCCCUCCAGAGCAUGCACUUUCAGCUCCUAGUCCUGUUAAGAAGCACAUCAUUUAGAUGAGUGAUUUCAACUUAGUUUGCUGAUGAUUGGUUACCUUGUCAUUUGCUAUUUUCUUCUUUUUACUGCAAAACUUUGGGUGAGAUGAGAAUCAUAUGCAUAGAUUUGUGUAUAUAUUAUGCAAGUGGAAUUGUGUAUAUAGAUCGUGGGAGUUCCUUCCAA